Leptomonas pyrrhocoris is the source of this 1435-nucleotide messenger RNA. Its product is annotated as arginine N-methyltransferase type III putative (PRMT7). Gene Ontology annotation, molecular function: protein-arginine omega-N monomethyltransferase activity. The transcript has a single exon. The record is from RefSeq and is a predicted model, not a curated record. NCBI's taxonomy places the organism in Eukaryota, Euglenozoa, Kinetoplastea, Trypanosomatida, Trypanosomatidae. Bases 161 to 1435 code for a protein of 424 amino acids. Gene Ontology annotation, biological process: peptidyl-arginine methylation.
AGAAACCACACCCACCCUCCCUUCCCCACCAACGCGCCUCUUACACACCGCGGUGCCCCCGGUGCAGCUCCACCGCACGCGGAGUCUCUUUGCUUUCCCCUACACCGCACGUUUCUUCUCUCACCAAACGAAUCCUCCGCUGGCGCCGACCGUCACAGGCAUGCCCGCCAAGCGCAAGACCCCCACAGCUGCGUCUGGCGCACACGCCGGCAACGGCAAUGGACGCCCCACCACACCCGCCGGCGCGCACCCGCAGAUGGACAUCGGCUUUCUGCCUCCAGGAGCGAAGUACCCUGCCGGUGCCGUGCCCGCCUAUGCCGGCCCCAACGCGAACCGCCAACCGAAUCAGAGCAGCAAGAACAAUCGCAAGGAGGACUUCGACUACCGGUUUGAGCAGCACAUCUUCGUGCCGCGGCGGCUACGUCGCGUGCCGACAGCGCUCGUCGAGGCGGUCAACGACUUCCACUUUGCCAUGAUGAACGACACGCCGCGCAACGAGUUUUAUUACAACCUGCUGAAGCGGCACAUUGUCCCCGGGGAGUCCGGUGUGCUGGAGAUCGGCGCCGGCUCGGGGCUGCUGUCGAUGAUGGCGGCGAAGCUGGACGCGAAGUGGGUGGUGGCGGUGGAGGGGUCGCCCGAGAUGGCGGCGCUGGCGCGGUCGAACAUCGCGACAAACGGGUUGCAGGAGAAGGUGAAGGUGCUGAACAUGCUGAGCACCGAGCUGACCCCGCGGGAUCUGCCGGAGCCGCCGAGCAUCCUCGUGUCGGAAAUCUUUGGCACGCUGCUGCUGGGCGAGAGCGCGUUGGACUACAUCGCCGACGCCCGCCAGCGGCUGCUGCGCCCGACGACGAAGAUCCUGCCGCAGCACGCCGUGCAGUACGCCGUGCCGAUCCAGUGCGAAGCGCUCCAGCAGAUUUGCACCGUCUCCAGCUGGAACGGCAUCGACCUGUCACACGUGAUGGCGCUGCAGGACACAACCAGCGUCGUCUUCACGAAGCAGUACGGCUUUCGCAUGAGCUCCGUCCCCUUCACGCGCCUGUCGGAGCCGAUCCCGCUGCUGACGGUCGACUUCGCCGCGACGAAGCGCAGCAACUUCAAGAAGUCGUACCCGAUCGAGGUGACGGCGACGGCGAGCGGCACGGCGCACGCCUGGCUCCUCUACUGGAUCGCGACCGACGGUGAGGAGAGGAUGUCGACCGACCCGGCGGAAACGAUGCACAACUUCGCGCGCGACAUGCAGUGGGGCCAGGCUCUGCAGCUGAUUGACGAGGGCAGCGACGCACGUAUGCCGACCCCGCUCGUGAUGAGCGCCGGCGCGACGUACAACUUUAACUGCGCCCUCUCCAGCGACCGCGUGGUGAUGAGUCUGCAUUACACGCCUCCGCAGGCGGUGCGGGCACUGGAGAACGAGGCGGACAAGAGGCAAGAGCAAUAA